This is a messenger RNA of Auanema sp. JU1783, 211 nucleotides long. The record is from the annotation of a GenBank genome assembly. NCBI's taxonomy places the organism in Eukaryota, Metazoa, Nematoda, Chromadorea, Rhabditida, Rhabditidae.
AUGGAAACAUAUGCGGUUACUAUGUACAGUCUGUCUUUCUUCGGAUUUCUCAAUAUAAUCAUUUCACUCUAUCUUCUUCUACGAGUCCAAACUAAACUCAACCUAAUUUCACGAGUGGCCAUUCAUGGACAUGAUUUGAUCAAGCAUCGCCCAAUUAUAUUUGACUCUUGGAACAGUUCCAACAUACUUACUGCCAUGUCCUGGAGGAUAC